AUGAACAGCGAAUCGCUGAUGGAGGCCCGGAAUGGAGCAUCAGACCCAGAUACCUCAGACUUGGACCCAGAGACCCCAGACCUGGACCCAGAGACCCCGAACCUGGAUCGAGAGACCACAGACCCUAACCUGGAGAGCGACCUGCCUGAGGGGGACAUGCAGCCAAAGCUGAGUGAGGUCACAAACCCAGACCUGGGUGAAUCUGCAGAGAUUUGUGUGGACCCCACGAUGGACUGUGGGGAGGAGCCAGAGUCCUGUGGGGAGGAGCCCGAGUCCUGGGUGGAUGUGUGUGAGCUGCGUGUGCUGGUUGUGCGACUGAAACAGAAGCUGCUUCAGUGUAAAACUGAACUGAAGAAAGUCAAGAAACAACUGAGUCACUGUGAGGGACGACAGCAGAGCACGGAGCGGUACAACGCCAACCUUCGGGCUGAGGUGGAGCAGCUCAGUGCGGAGCUUCACCAGAGAAAGAUAAAAGGUAAAAAGAGAAGUGAAGCAGAGACGCAGACGGAAGAGUAUGUGUGGAGCGACACGGAUUACUACAACUAUUACUACAGCGCAUACUCCCAGGAGCCACCCGCAGGGGGCAGCACUGAGGGUGAGGUUGUGGAGACCUGUGCACAAGAGCCUGCGGCAGGGGGCAGCGCUGUUGCUGAGGCUGGGGAGACUAGUGUGACCAGUACACAGGAGGGGGCAGGUACAAAGCUUGAGGGGGAGAAUCCAGAGACAGAUUAUACAGCGCCUACCCCAGGAGACGCUGAAACUGCAGCUGCACAGGGCGAGUGUGGCUCCAUCGCUGACAUGCUGAGGUCCACAGCGGAGCAGGCCAUGUGUCAGACUGGCUUCGUGUUCGACGAGACCACAGGGAUGUACUAUGACCACAGCACAGGCUUCUACUAUGACUCUGUGAACCAGCUGUACUACGACAACAACACUGGGAUCUAUUAUUACUACUGCUCCGAGAGUGGGAAGUACGAGUUCUACUCCAAGAUCGAGGUCCAGAGCGAGAAGCCCACAUCCGAGCGGAGCUACAGCGAGUGGAAGACCUGGAAACUGAGGCAGCUGAAGACCGAGCUGAAGGGAGCACAGGGACUUAAGACAAAGGCCAGAAAGGACUCUGACGAAGACCUUAAAACCACACUCAAGAAGCCCCAAGAAACGCGAAAACCAAGACCCAGGUCCAGGUCUAAAUCCAGGUCCAGGAGUCCAGGGUGGAGACAUGUGUCCAGAGACCGAAGGCACUCUUCAAACGAGCGAAGACGAAGGCACCGCGAUGAUUCACAGUGUGGGAGCAGAAACCGCUCCAGGUCCAAGAGGAGGAGCAGGAGAAGGAGCAGAGAAGCGAGGCGCAGGAGAAGGCAGGAGGCGCACAGUGACUGCAGUGACAUGAACAGCGGACCAGAAGAAGGAGAGCUAUCUGAGAGCGGCAGAGAGAGCACACCUUCAUCCAGAGGGGAGGGGGAGGUAGUGGGGGAAGAGGAGCCCAGGAGGAGGAGGAGGAGGAGGAGAAGAAGGUCUGAGGGCAGGGCACAGGAGGAGGAGGAGGAAGAGGAAGAGGAGGAGGAGGAGGAGGAGCUGGACCCCACACUCGGAGUGUGGCCCCCUUGUGUCCGUGUGACGGUGGUGCGCUCUCCGGUGCUGCAGGUCGGGACACUGUUCAUCCUGACGGCAGACUGCACCGCAACCAUCGGCAGAGAGAAGAACAUGGACCACGCCAUCAGGAUCUCGGAGCUGGGAGUCAGUAAGUUCCACGCUGAGGUGCACUAUGACCCUGAGCUGCAGGGUUAUGUCCUUGUGGAUCAAGGCUCUCAGAAUGGGACUGUGAUCAACGGCAACCGCAUCCUCCAGCCGAAGCAGAAGAGCCCCCCGCACCUCCUCACCCACGGAGACGAGGUGAAGAUGGGAGACACUGUCCUGUCCUUCCACAUCCACCAGGGAACAGACACAUGUGACGGCUGUGAACCGGGACAGAUCCUUGCCCACCUGAGCAAGCACCCCCGAGGAGGAGGAGGAGGUGGAGUAGGAAGUGCAGGAGGAGGAGCAGUAGUGAGCCGAGAGGACAAGGAGGCGCAGAGGGUCAAGCAGCUGAAGAGCAUCAAGGCCAAGUACGGCAUACAGAGCACUGAGGAGGUGUCAGUGAUGAGGAGUUCUCAGUACAAAGAUCGAGCCGAGAGCCGCAGACAAGCUGUGGGAAGUGACGGGUUUGUGCGAGAGGAUGAGCCAGCGUCUGUGCACACAGAGAUCAGCGAGGGGAACAAAGGGCGACAGAUGCUGGAGAAGAUGGGCUGGAAAAGGGGAGAAGGUCUGGGCAAAGAGGGCUCUGGCAUCAAAGACCCGAUCCAGCUGCAGAUCCGGAAGGCCCAGUCGGGUCUGGGGGCUGCGCCGGCUAGGAGUGGAGAGGGACUUGUUUCCACACUGCCCCCACAGGAGAGGGACUGCAGCCCCACACUGCCCCCACAGGAGAGGGACUGCAGCCCCACACUGCCCCCAGAGGUGAGGGACUGCAGCCCCACACUGCCCCCACAGGUGAGGGACUGCAGCCCCACACUGCCCCCACAGGAGAGGGACUGCAGCCCCACACUGCCCCCAGAGGUGAGGGAGUACAGAUGA
Knipowitschia caucasica is the source of this 2607-nucleotide messenger RNA. NCBI's taxonomy places the organism in Eukaryota, Metazoa, Chordata, Actinopteri, Gobiiformes, Gobiidae. The record is from the annotation of a GenBank genome assembly.